Microcebus murinus (gray mouse lemur) is the source of this 1202-nucleotide messenger RNA. NCBI's taxonomy places the organism in Eukaryota, Metazoa, Chordata, Mammalia, Primates, Cheirogaleidae. The record is from RefSeq and is a predicted model, not a curated record.
UCCAUGCCGGCGGGGCGCGGGCCGGGGCGCACGGGGACGCACGGGGGCACGGGGCUCGGCCCGGGCGGCGGACUCAGCAGGGACCGCGCCACUUCAGGAGGGCAUGGGGAGCUCGGCGCCUGCCCGUUCUCCUUUGUGACGGCGGCUCUUCUGGAAGGGGCGGCUGGCGCGCUCGCCCACGGGCGGGAGGGCUCGAUUCUGGCCCGCGGGGCGGCCGGGACCCCGCUUGGCUCGCUCACCCUCGCCUCCUCCUCCUCCUCCCGCAACUCCUUCUCGCCUCCUCCUCGCCGCCGCCGCCCCGCGACCCGCUCCCCGUGGGCGCUCCGCUCGAGUGAGGUCCUGCGCCAGCCGCGGGGACGAGGAGUGCGGACCUCGCCUUGGGCGCCGUGCACUUUUUUCCCCCUUUCCUCCCUCCCUCUCUCCUGGCAGGCAGCCGCGGAGGCUGUCGAUCCCGGAGGCCCGCAGCAAAUCAGAGCCCGGCGCUGCAGCUCGGCCCGGCCAGCCCCCGCCUCCCACUGGGCGCCGCGGGCGAGGGGUGCCCGCACCUGGCCGAGCGCCAAGACCCAGUGCGGAGGGGCCGCAAAGUUUGAUCUCUUCGAGUUCGAAAGAAAGAGCUGCGGCUCACCCCGCCUAACUUUUUCAUUAACGGGGAGGAACUCAGAGCUCCUCUUCUGGGUGGAGACUAAACUUCCACUCCAGCCAGAUCGGGGCGCCCAAGACUGUGGCGACGUGUCAACCCGGACAGAGGACCUUCCACCUCCCUCUUAACUGCAGAUUGACACGGGACCCCAGUUAGGGUCUCCUGUCCCAAGAGGUCCCAAGCCUCCAUGUACUUGGACACCCACCGAACAUCUGGGUUAUUAAUCAGGCGAAGUUUGGCUCUGCUGUCCGGCCCUCCCCCAGACCCCUUCCCCUGGCUCCUGCCUACUCCCUGGUGGCCUCUCCGCAAUAAAAAGGAAACCAAAGAAGACCUCCCCUCUGGGAGUUGACAGCUGGCUCAGCAGAGGGCAUUCCUGAUCUGCUGCCCGGGGGAGGAGCCGCCGCCUGCCCCUCCCGCCUGCGCUGCUUCCAGCCCUUCCAGGUCUCUAUGGCAGGAGGCCUGCCCGGCCCUGGGUGCUGGGUGGGCGCCUCCCCCUCGGACUUCCCCAAGCCCAGGGGGCCUCUCCGCACUUCUUCCCGGAGGGCUGCAGGGUUGUUGUUAC